Molecule: messenger RNA, 3193 nt
Organism: Durio zibethinus
Lineage: Eukaryota; Viridiplantae; Streptophyta; Magnoliopsida; Malvales; Malvaceae
Product: golgin candidate 1-like
Biological process (GO): Golgi organization; retrograde transport, vesicle recycling within Golgi
Cellular component (GO): Golgi cisterna; Golgi membrane
Source: RefSeq, a predicted model, not a curated record
UUCCUGUAACAAAAUAACUACAGAAACGUUGUCUUAAGGACUUCUGAAAAUUAAAAUAACAAAGAAAGAAAGAAGGUUAUUAGGAAAAAAAAAAAAGGCUCAAACGCUAUUCCAAAAUUUCUAAUAAUAUUUUCAUUUUUGAUCUUAGCAGAGAAUAGAGAUCUAGCUUGUCACCAUUUCAUUAUCUCUACGCUGAAUUUCACCGACGCCGUCUGAUAAUAUCGCUCGCCCCUGCAUGGAAGCUCCGUGGAUCCUCUAGGGCACGAUUUUCUUACAGAUCCAUAACUAAUGGCUUCGUGGCUCAAAGCCGCCGAAGAUUUAUUUGAAGUUGUAGAUCGAAGAGCAAAGCUGGUUGUUAGUGAACUGUCAGAGGAGCAAUCUGAUUCUCAGUCACAAGGUUCUUCAGCAAAAAAGACAAAGUCAAGGACAAAGGCUCAAAAAAGACUUUCUACAACUAGAUCUCCUGAACUUACUGAUACUUUACACAAACAAACAAGUUCAGAAGUAUUACAAUCAGAAGUAACACCUGCCAAAGAUAAGGGUACUUUUUCUUCUGACAAUGAGGGAAACUCUAGUGCUAAGUCUAUGGUGCAGACAAGUAGUGAGCUGUAUAGCAACAGUGAGAAGGAUAACCCUGGAAUUCCUUCAUCUGAGCCAUUGGAUACUGAUGUGGUGAAACAUGAUGCUGAUCAGGAAGAAGUCUCUGCAAUUGUUAGCAAUGGGGAAGCUUCAUUGUCAACUUCAAAUGGCAAGCUUCUCAAUGAGAAUGCUUUUGAUGUUCAUGUGGAGCACCCUCCUUCACUAUUAGCUGCCAAAGGUCUUGAGGUUGUUAGUGAAGAUCAUUUACCUGAUGGUGACCAAAAUAUUGAAUCCCAAAGUGCAGAUGUCCCUUCAAAGACCGACCAAGAGGGGUCACAACCUGUUGUUGCUGAUUCUCCUGUUAACACUGACGCUCAAUUAAAAGAAGAUGAUGUUAAAGUUGAAACUCCUGUGAAUCAAAAGAAGCCACAAGAGCAAAAUGCUCCUUCAACAAUAGUCCAGGACCAGCUUGAUGAGGCUCAAGGACUGCUUAAAACCACCAAUUCCACUGGUCAAUCAAAAGAAGCAAGACUAGCUCGGGUUUGUGCUGGACUUUCGUCCCGUCUUCAAGAAUACAAAUCUGAGAAUGCACAGCUUGAGGAGCUUCUAAUUGCUGAGAGAGAGCUGAGUAAAUCUUACGAGGCUCGUGUAAUACAACUACAGCAAGAUUUAUCUGUAUCUAAGAGUGAAGUAACAAGGAUAGAGUCAAAUAUGGUUGAGGCCUUGGCAGCAAAAAACUCUGAGAUUGAGGCACUUGUCAAUUCUAUGGAUGCACUUAAGAAACAAACUGCUUUAUCGGAAGGAAAUCUGGCAUCACUUCAGGCAAACAUGGAGUCUAUUAUGAGAAACAGGGAAUUGACAGAGACAAGGAUGAUGCAGGCCCUACGUGAGGAGCUGGCUUCUGCAGAAAGGAGAGCAGAAGAAGAACGUGCAGCACAUAAUGCUACCAAAAUGGCUGCUAUGGAAAGGGAAGUGGAAUUGGAACAUCGAUCUGUUGAGGCAUCCACAGCUCUUGCUAGGAUCCAGAGGCUUGCAGAUGAGAGGACAACAAAAGUUGCAGAGCUUGAGCAGAAGGUGGCACUUCUUGAGGUUGAAUGUGCAUCUCUAAAUCAAGAAUUGCAAGAUAUGGAAGCUCGUGCUCGUCGUGGACAAAAGAAGUCCCCAGAAGAAGCCAAUCAAAUGGUUCAGAUGCAGGCAUGGCAGGAGGAAGUGGAGCGUGCACGCCAAGGUCAAAGAGAUGCUGAGAGCAAGCUCUCUUCAUUGGAGGCUGAGGUGCAGAAAAUGAGGGUUGAGAUGGCUGCCAUGAAGAGGGAUGCUGAGCAUUAUUCACGCCAGGAGCACAUGGAGCUAGAGAAACGCUACCGUGAACUAACUGACCUAUUGUACUACAAGCAAACACAGUUAGAAACUGUGGCUAGUGAAAAAGCUGCAGCUGAGUUUCAGUUGGAGAAGGAAAUAAAGCGUCUUCGAGAAGCACAGGUUGAAGCAGAAAGAAGUAGAGUUCCUCAACGGGCAUCAUCUUCCUGGGAGGAAGACACUGAAAUCAAAGCACUAGAGCCUCUUCCCUUGCAUCAACGUCACAUGGCUGCCGCAAGCAUACAAUUACAGAAGGCCGCAAAAUUACUGGAUUCAGGGGCUGUCAGGGCCACAAGAUUUCUUUGGCGAUAUCCAACAGCUCGAAUAAUCUUGCUAUGCUAUCUUGUGUUUGUACAUUUCUUCUUGAUGUACUUGUUGCAUCGCCUUCAGGAACAAGCGGACAAUUUAGCUGCUAGGGAACUUGCACAAUCUAUGGGUCUUGCCAACCCUAACUUACCAUAAUUGGGCAAAAUGCCCAAGGUCAGAAGCUAGCUGCGACAGAGAAUAUUCCAAAUGUGUGAUUUAAUAUCUGCAAGGUUGUAUAUUCAGUUUUCUUCUGCAGGUAUAAAUGGAAUGAUCGAAGAACACACCGAAACUUAUGAAACUGUAGAAGAUGCGUACAAAGGAAACCAGUCAUUGCCAUUCAGGAUAUACAAAUAUUCUCGGAAAAUGUUAAUCUGCGAUUGGAACGACUAGCAAAACUAGAUUUCGAUGCAGUUAUGAAAUUUCGGAUGCAUCAAGCGGCUGCUAACUGUGGAGUCUCGAUAUACCAUUUUGACAUGAAUUCAAAAUUCAUUUUUGAAACGGGGAAUGAGAAGCACCAAGUCAUGGAUCCAAAGUCAUUCUCAUGUGGAUGAAAAUAUUCUUUUCUAUACAGGUGAUUGGAAACUUUCGAACUGGUACUUCUGACUUGUUCUCGACAUCAUAAAAAUGAAUGUUCUUGAAAAGAAACAUGUAUGUAAAACUAAGUAAUAUUAAUGUCGUUAAUUAUUAUCUUAUUUGUACAUCAAACAAUCUCUUUUAAGUAUGUGGCUGGUCAUAGGUUUUUAAAUAAUGUACUAGUGGGUAGAAAGAAAAAGUUAUUCACAAUUAAAAGAAAAAAAAGAAAAGAAAAAAAAAUUCAAAUCUAUUUUUAAAAAAUAUCUUUGGAAAGUUAUCGCAAAGUGAAUUUCGAUUCCUCUAAGUGGUUGUUAGCAACUACUUUUUUAUUGAUCUUUAAAGGUAAAAAGUAGAAAUGGAAGUGUAGUAAAAAAAUUGC